ACCCCAUUAUAUCUGAACGGUGACACAUUGGUAUAUGAAUGACAUCGUUGACCCGCUAAUAAAACCUACACCGUCGCAGUGACUCCACCAAAUUGUGCUCCGGGAAGAAACUUGUCAAGCCUCGUUUCGGUUCCAUCGUGCUUCGCGUACACUUCAAAAAGGUAUCUACAGUACCUAACGAUUGCCCGGGUUGAUUCAUGCUGGUUAGUAGUUAAUCCUGUUUUAUCUGUGUUUUAUUUGCUAGACAUUGAUUGACUAAAGUAUGUCCUGUACAUGCACAUCGGCCGUGAGGAUAUUCUUGAAUUCAGCACACAGAGGACUGUCUUGUUCUCGUAUUCAACUGUAUGCUUUGAGCAGACCUGGUUCUUGUGAAGCUCACCUGCCACCCAGAGUCCGAGUCAGAUCCUUCCAUGAAACGGCAGUGUGUUUCGUUGCCAAAGAUGGAACAACCAAGGAUGGAUCCAGCGACAGUGGAAAGAAGAACCUCAGUGAGGGAAAGAGACUUCCAGGCUCUUCUGGUGGAUCAGGGAAGGGGGGUAACCAGCUGCACUGUCCCAAAUGUGGAGACCCAUGUACACAUGUGGAGACCUUUGUAUUGUCAACACGUUUUGUAAAGUGUGAGAAAUGCCAUCACUUCUUCGUGGUGCUCUCCGAGACGGACUCUAAGAAGGGUCUGAAAACAGAAGCAGAGUCGCCCGUUGAGGCCUUCACACAGAAACCUCCCCCGCCACCCAAAAAGAUCUAUGCCUACCUGGACAGGUACGUAGUGGGUCAGUCGUAUGCUAAGAAGGUGCUGGCGGUAGCUGUUUAUAAUCACUACAAGAGAAUCUACAACAUCCCUGCUGGGAGCAGACCGGUGGAGGUGGCGAAACGGGCCUCGCUCACUCCACGAGAGCUAGAGACGAGAAGACGGGACGAUGAGUACAGAUUCACCAAACUACUUCAGAUAGCAGGGAUCAGUCCCCAUGGCAACGCUCUGGGAGCCUCCAUGCAGCAGCAGGCUCCUCGGGAGAAGAGGGGCGGGGACGUGUUAGACUCCACCCACACUGACAUCAAACUGGAGAAGAGCAACAUCGUGCUGUUAGGCCCAACCGGAUCAGGCAAGACAUUGUUGGCCCAGACUCUGGCCAAGUGUCUAGAUGUACCUUUUGCCAUCUGUGAUUGUACCACCCUGACCCAGGCUGGCUACGUGGGGGAGGACAUCGAGUCUGUUAUCGCCAAGCUGCUGCAGGACGCCAACUACUCUGUGGAUAAAGCACAGCAAGGCAUUGUGUUUCUGGAUGAGGUGGAUAAGAUCGGCAGUGUUCCUGGGAUCCACCAGCUCAGAGACGUAGGAGGAGAAGGUGUACAGCAGGGGCUGCUGAAACUCCUGGAGGGCACGAUAGUGAACGUUCCAGAGAAGAACUCCAGGAAGUUGAGAGGAGAGACUGUGCCGGUGAACACCACUAACAUCCUGUUCGUAGCGUCAGGGGCCUUCAACGGACUCGACAGAAUCGUCAGCAGACGAAAGAAUGAAAAGUACCUGGGCUUUGGCACACCAUCCAACAUGGGUAAGGGUCGCCGCACGGCGGCGGCGGCCGACAAAGCUAACAGCAGUGAACAGACUGACAUGGUCGCAGAGAUGGAGGAGAAGGACCGGCUGCUGAAGCUCGUGGAGGCCCGGGACCUCAUUGAGUUUGGGAUGAUCCCGGAGUUUGUAGGGCGUCUGCCUGUGGUGGUGCCUCUACACAGUCUGGAUGAAGAGACGCUGGUCCGUAUCCUGACUGAACCACGCAACGCUGUCAUACCCCAGUACCAGGCCCUGUUCAGCAUGGACAAGUGUGAACUGAAUGUAACCACAGAUGCUCUGAGGGCCAUCGCCAAGCUGGCUCUGGAGAGGAAGACGGGAGCCCGAGGCCUGAGGUCCAUCAUGGAGCGGCUUCUUCUGGAGCCCAUGUUCGAGGUGCCAUGUUCAGACAUCGUGUCUGUGGAGUUAACCGAGGACGUCGUCCUGGACAAAUCGGAACCGCACUACGUCAGGGCUCCAGCGAAGGAGGCGGCAGAGGAGGAGUACGACUCUGGUAUUGAAGAGGAGAACUGGCCCAGACAGAUGGACGCAGCAACUAACAACUGAUCUGAUCCACCUUGACCUUUUUUUUUUUACUGACACUCAUUUUCAAGAACUGCUACAAUCUCUACACACAGUGCAAUCUAGAAUCAUUAGAACACCUUCUAGAAUCGUUUUGGAAGCCAGUUGUGGGUUCCUUGAAUUCCAGACCCUGAGACCCCGUGGAGCCCACUACUGAAACUACAGCUUGAUGAAAGUCUUCCUUGACCUUUUGUCUCUCUGUGUUUUCAUAAGGAACAACUAGGAUGUGAGAUCUGUAAUAUACCUGUUGAUCGUGUGAAACAAAUGGUAGUUGUUUAGUUAUGAAUGAAGGGCCACUAACAACAUGGACAUUUUUUUAUUUUAUAUAGUGUGUGUAUAUAUAUAUUUUCCAUCUUUGGGGAUUUGCCUUUUAUCUAUCUUAAGAGAAUGCCAUUUUUAUUCUAAAUGAUUUUUUUAAUGGG
Oncorhynchus keta (chum salmon) is the source of this 2550-nucleotide messenger RNA. Its product is annotated as ATP-dependent Clp protease ATP-binding subunit clpX-like, mitochondrial. The coding region runs from base 263 to 2113 and encodes 616 amino acids. The record is from RefSeq and is a predicted model, not a curated record. Lineage: Eukaryota; Metazoa; Chordata; Actinopteri; Salmoniformes; Salmonidae. The transcript is spliced from 15 exons. Gene Ontology annotation, molecular function: ATP hydrolysis activity; zinc ion binding; protein dimerization activity. Gene Ontology annotation, biological process: protein catabolic process; protein folding; proteolysis. Gene Ontology annotation, cellular component: mitochondrial matrix.